AGGAGGAGGAGAAGAAGAAGACACCUCUGUUUUUAGCAUUAGCCUGUGGGAUCUUAACUGGACCCGUAAAGGUUGCCUUUUAAGAUUUCAGUGCUUGUGAAACGACCCCGAGUGUUUUUCUGUCACCGUUUAAACAGGGCAGCUAUCCUAUCUUACAUGCGACCUCUGGUCAUUCCCAGUCUAAGGAUCACCAGCUCCCUCUUAUGAUUCUCGUGACUGAACCAGGAGUCCUCUCUGUCCAUAUCAAUAUGAUGUCCUCUUAGCAGACAUGGUGGGAGAACAGUGGGACCUGAGGACACAGAAAGGCCAGAAGACACUGUUGAGAUUUUAGGAGUGAUGAGGAGAUUCUGAGGGCUCAUGUCUUCUUCACGUACUCUGAACCUGAGCCAAGAUAUGUUGAAGACAGCAAAGAUGGAGCUGCUGAGAUCUCUCGUCAGUGAGCGUUUGUCUGCAGCGGCUCAGGAGAUCUUCAGGAUCGUAGAGAAGACGAUGAUGGAGUAUGAGGAAGAAAUGUCCUGCUCAAAGUGGGAGGUGGAUAGUCAACGCAGACUGAUGGAUGUCACAAAGUCACGCAGUGAAGAUUCCCUCCACAUGUGUUCCACAGAUGUGAAGCUGCAGGUGGGUCUGCAGCAGCAGCCUGCCAGUUUGGAUAUCAGUGUGUCUAUAGAUCCAAGAAUCUCCACAGAGCCAACAGAAGACCUUCCUAACAUGAACGACAUUCAAGCAGACUCCUCUCCUGACAGUGAACGUGAUCAUCAAAGUGAUCAGGAGCUCCUGCUCAGAGAUAAUGACAUUAUGUAUAAAAGUGACCCGGACACGCCCCCAAAUAUUCACAAAGUGAAGAAAGAAUUUCAAUGUCCUGUUUGCCUCUGCAGUUUUUCCUCCAAAAAGAUGAUGAUGAGACACCUCAGGGAGCAUUCAGAGGACAAAUCUUCAUACCAGUGCCAGUUCUACUCCCAACGCUUCCUCCAUGAGUCUGAAUUCGUCACCCACACAAGGACACACCACAGUGACGAUCCUGAGAGGUACCAAGACCAGAGGGACAGUCAGCUUAUAGACAAACAGGCUCAAACAGAAGAGGAAACAUUUCAGCGCGUCAGUGAACCUGACAUUAAAAUGUGUCCUCUAAAUGUUCCUCCUUUUGAUAAAAGUGAGUUUGAUCAGGAGUCUCUGCAGCCGCUGUGUCUUUACCAAAUCCAGACUGUUGCUGACAUCGACAACGACUCCACAGCUACUGAUCCCGUCAGUCACAUCAAAACUGAACCAAAUGAAGCUGAUUGUGGAGUAUCAGGCUGCACCACGGAUAGUUCUCUUCUCUUCUCAUCUAAUCCAGGUGAACAAAGAGAGACAGAGUCCAAUCAUUACAAACCAAAUAAAGCCCUGCAGAUCAGACCGUCAGGAAAACCCUCUGAGCUCCGCCUUCAGUUUGAAACUGGAACAGCAGAGAAACCGUACAAGUGUCCAUGUUGCCCCAAAUGUUUCUCCCUGACUAAAACGUUAUUAAGACACCUGAAGGUCCACGCACAGGACAGACUGUAUCCAUGCCACAUCUGUGGGCGGACCUUCUGUCAGAAGUCAGACCUGGUCAAUCACACCAGAGUUCACACGGGAGAGAGACCCUUUCAGUGUCCAGAGUGCCACAAAUCCUUCACACAGAAAGGGAACCUGUUAGUUCACAUGAGGAAACACUCAGAGUCAGCGCCCAGGGUGUAGCUGUAUAUUUGAUUACAAGUUAUUGUCAGAAUCUGACAUGCAAAGACUCUCAAUUUGAAACAUUUCAGCAUUGUCUCAAACUCCAGCUCCUGAGUUUGAACAUCGAUUUGAAUGAAACAGUUACCAAUUGACAAAAAACUCUGAACACAAGUUUCGCUAACAUGAUCCUCCCAGCUGCUGUCCAGUAAUGUUUAACAGCUGAUAUUUAGGUUUUAAUCGUAAUGACUUUAAGCACUUCAUGUUCUAUAUCUUUAAAAAAUAGCUUAGAUUGAAGUUCAGCUACUUGUAUGAACUAAAAAAGAGAGCCCUUUUCUUGUACUAUUCUUGAAUGUGGCACAUGCAUAUUCUUCCGCCUGCAGUGCACUCAUUAGCUGUUCAAAAAUGUACAAAUCAACUUUAAUUGUGCACAUAAUCGUACUGUCAAUUUAUAACUUAGUUUGCCAAAUUUGAAGCAACAAAUUCUGAACAUGAUGCUGCUGACACAGUCGUGUGUAGAGUGAAUUAUCUCAGCUCAGUCUUCCCCUUCAGCAGCUAACACACUGUGUUUUGAUAAGGUAAACAUGUAAUGCGGACCAUGGGUUGUGUUAUUAUGCAAUAAGAAACAGUGAGAGCUAGAAACUUACUCUGAAGACACACUUCCAUUCAGCAUUCCUGGUUUUCUGAUUUAACUUCUGAAAAUUGAAGAAAGCGUGUAAAACAUAGGUGUUCAGUGAGGCAGGGAACUCUGGAUGAAUGUACAGUAAUGUGAGCCGCUGGUAUCCUCUGGUUCAGAAAGGUUCUGAAGUACUGGCGAUACCAAGUCCCACUCCUAAUAGCAGGUGCUCUCUGGGUUCAUGGGCUCACAGUUUACACACCUGCACCACCAGGUAACUUUGGAUCUCUCCUGCUUAGCUCAAAAGGUUCUCCCCUCUCUCCUUAAGUCUGUUGCGUCGCCUCUGUAAACUCUGGUUCAUAAUGGUAUCCUCUUGAGUCCACAGUAAACGUCAAGUCAUCAUCUCUGUCAGAAUUACUCAGUUUUUAAUUUAGUUAUAUUUUCGUCACUUUUGAAGCAUGCAGACCUGAAUAGCUGAUCAGUGCACUGCAGGCAGAGGAACACAAAUGUUUUGUGUUUGGGGAAUAGUGCUAAAGUUAAAAGGGCAUUCUGACAUCGAAUUAAAGUGCUGAAACAUUUCAAGUAGAGAACAUUUACACUAACAUUAGUGUUUGGGUUGAAGUUCUCUGGUUUUGUUCUGUCAUUUUGUGUUUUAAAAACACUAAAUACCCGGUUGGAGUAUUUUAUUCAACUCAAUAAAAAAGCUACCUUAGUUUCAUAUCAGCCCCAUAAUUUGAAUUAAACUUGUCAUUGUUUCUUAUUGUGGAUGGUUUCACUUGUUACAUUCAGUCCACAGAACUCCACAGCACAGUUCUCGAUGUCGGGUCACUAUCUUCUAUUCUCUGUUUAUUUAUUUAUGAGAAGGUGAAAACAUUUUGUAUUAGUUUGAUAGUUUUGUUGUGCAAAGCUGUGAGGAAUGUGUGUUUCUACAUUAAAUGUGAAUUCAUCCUCCGUCUCAA
This is a messenger RNA of Notolabrus celidotus (New Zealand spotty), 3264 nucleotides long. RefSeq names its product zinc finger protein 182-like. Lineage: Eukaryota; Metazoa; Chordata; Actinopteri; Labriformes; Labridae. The coding region runs from base 358 to 1713 and encodes 451 amino acids. The transcript is spliced from 3 exons. Gene Ontology annotation, cellular component: nucleus. Gene Ontology annotation, molecular function: DNA-binding transcription activator activity, RNA polymerase II-specific; RNA polymerase II cis-regulatory region sequence-specific DNA binding. The record is from RefSeq and is a predicted model, not a curated record. Gene Ontology annotation, biological process: regulation of transcription by RNA polymerase II.